Messenger RNA from Phoenix dactylifera (date palm), 4013 nucleotides. NCBI's taxonomy places the organism in Eukaryota, Viridiplantae, Streptophyta, Magnoliopsida, Arecales, Arecaceae. The record is from RefSeq and is a predicted model, not a curated record.
CUUAAAUCCUCUACUUUCUUCGUUCCCUUCUCGUAACCCCUCUUUCGUCACUUGCGAUGCAUUCGAAAACUGGUUAGUCCGAUGCCGGCUUCAUCGAGCUCGUUAUUCUUUACUUUUAUUUUGAGUGGCAUUUUUUUGAAUCUUGAUUGAACCUUUUAUUCGUUGCGAUGAUUUGUUUUGGUGCGCCAUGGGCAUCUUAUGGGAGCCGUUUUGCCCGUCCCAAGAACUGUAAUGAUAGUUGUCAUUAAGCUCAUGAUAGGGAUUGAAUAUCUUGCUAGAGAUAGGAAUGUGAUAGUAUGAUACUCUUUGAGAUUCAUUAGGCACUUUCUUUUUGUGUAAGCAUCAAUCUAUGUUUCAUGAAUUUAGUUUAUGGGAAACUGAUAACAAAGAUCGAUUCCCAUCAUCGACCAUUAUUUUUGGUGAAAAAGGAAGAAAAGAAAGUAGGCAUUCCAUUGUUUGUGGGAAACAUGAUAUCUCAAGGGACAAAUUGAUGAGAGUGACUCCAACUUAAUUCUCAUCCAAGAUGCUUUAUGUCCUUCAGAUCCUUGUUUCCUUGGAAGAAAAUUUUGGAAAAAUCAAGGAUGACACCAAAGAUAAUCCUGUCCUUCAUCCGCAACUGACUAAGAAAUCAUCAAGUUUUGCCUCAUUGUCUUAUUAUCAUGCUAUAUAUGCAUUCCUUCUUUCUUUUGAAUUUUACAACAAGGAAGAAAUGUUUGCUACUGCGAUCUCCAUGUCAAAGCCAGGUUUUCCUAGAUUUUUGAUGCCAUAUGCUGUUGUAGUAUCUGAGAAAAUAAUCAAGCAACAAAAUCUUCGGUUGGGUCUGUCAUUUAGUGAGAGAGAUUGUAUUUGUUCCAUGACUUGUCAAGCUGUCAUCUCUUAGGCAGUGCAGGAGACCGAGUUUGCUGGAUUGACUUUUUUCCGGUAGGAAAGUCUAUUGCUAACUUGGCAUGCUUCUCUGGUGAAAGACCCACAAUGGCAUUCUUCUUUGGGACCAUUCCAUGUCUUAAGAUGCAGAGUUCAAAACUUCUCAGAUCUAAAGGUGAUCAACCAGGCUCAUAGCCUGAUUAGUAUGUCAAGAAGAGGCGAGUGCCAGAUAAGCUUCGAGAAAGAUGGUAGACUCUAUUUUGUGGCAACAUAUUUCAGCCUGCAACCACUAUUGGGACACCUAGUCCGUGUUUCCAAAAUAAUGUUUCUGCCUAUUUGAUUAUCUACAAAAUAGAAGCAUUGCAUUCGAUCCCAUAUAUUCACCCUGCUAUACUGUCAAAUUCUUGAAGUUUUUGAUUUUUCUAAUUUUGGAAAGCAGAUGUAGAAUGACAAUUUAAUCCCAGAUACUGUAGUUGGGAAGGUUAACUUUUUGAAGCUCGACAAAUACCUUAGACAAAGAAGUCCCUUUACCAUCAUUUGCUGCAUAGACAAAAGAGACAAUAACAAGUCUUUCCCGAAGUGAAAUCAACUUCUUCUAGAGAAGGUCUACGGAGUCACAACAUGAACAGCGUAGGCAACCUUGAUAGGAUAUAUCAACAACUAAGGUUUAGAUAUUUUAUGAACUAUGGAGUAUGAACCAUUUAGAAUGCAAUAUGUCUUGAUAUUCCCAACAAGCCUUGAGCUCAUUUGAGAAAAAAGCAAUAAAAAAUAUUCAAGCCAUUUCAUAGUCAGAGAAUAAUAAAAAAGGCAGUGUUAUACACAAUCAGAGCAGGUAAAUGAUACAGCUUUCUGUCAGACAAUUCUGUAUUAAAUUAGUCAUGAUGAUAUACUGAAUUAUAAUUAUAACCGUUUAUGAUGCAGAGGGGAACAUAUUCAUAAUUGUUUAUGGUGUCAUUCUUAGAAAUUUCAUUAUUGAUAAUCAUUAUAGCUUUACAUAACAUUCUUCUUGUUUCUUUAUAGAGGCUUGCUCUUCUGUUCCUCCUUGUUUCUUUAUUAGUAUUUUCACAUAUUAUAACUAAGUUGUCAUCAAACUUUAUAUCUGGUUCAUGUGGUGGUUCUACUUUACAAGAUCACCUUUGCAUGCCAUAAACUGGAUCAGCCUAGGUUUCAUUGUGUCCUUUUCGAAUAAAGCUCCUGAUCCAGAAAAAGAUAGUUUUGCUGUGCAAGAAUUUCUUGCCAAUAUGGAAGGGGCUUUUAGGGCCCAUACACUUUGGGCUGGUAGUUCAGAAGAAGAGCUGGAAAGUGCUGGUGAGGGACUGGAGAAAUAUGUCAUGACAAAACUGUUUAAUCGGGUUUUUGCAUCGCUGCCAGAAGAUGUGAAGCAUGAUGAUGAACUUUUUGAGAAGAUGGCUUUACUACAACAAUUUGUACGCCCUGAAAAUCUGGAUAUAAAACCAAACUUCCAAAAUGAAACAUCAUGGCUGCUUGCACAAAAGGAACUGCAGAAGAUCAAUAUGUAUAAGGCUCCUAGAGACAAACUUGUUUGUAUCCUGAAUUGUUGUAAAGUCAUUAACAACUUAUUGCUAAAUGCUUCUAUUUCAUCAAAUGACAACCCUCCUGGAGCAGAUGAAUUCCUUCCAGUUCUCAUUUAUGUUACAAUAAAGGCAAACCCUCCGCAAUUGUAUUCAAACCUGCUAUACAUACAGCGGUACAGGCGUCAAUCACGAUUAGUCGCUGAGGCAGCAUAUUUCUUCACAAAUAUUCUCUCUGCAGAAUCUUUCAUCUGGAACAUUGAUGCUCAGUCACUUUCAAUGGAUGAAGUAGAGUUUCAGAAGGAAAUGGAAUCUGCUAGAGCACAUUUAUUAGGCCUAUCCACCAACACAGAGAGUCAAAGAAAUCAAACCACUUUAGAUGCUAUGGAGAAUAAGAUAGGGACAUUGAGGGCUAAUAGAAAUUCAGACAGUUAUUUGUCUGCGAGAAAGCAUGAAGUUCCAAACCAAUCAUUUGAGGUAAGUAUAGGCCGAGAUACGAAGGAUAAAUCAAUUGCACACAGGUCAUCCAUGUCAGAUUUGGAGGAGAAAGGAGCUACUGAUAUUCUGAAGGAUGAAAACUUAAGUAGACAUUUCCAAGAGUACCCAUUCUUAUUUGCUCGUGCUGGAGAUUUGACAGUUGAUGAUGUAGAAAACCUUCUGAAUUGCUAUAAACAACUUGUUCUUAGGUAUGUAGCUCUUUCCAAAGGAAUGGGCGUCGGUAGUGAAUCUCUUCCUGCAACCAGUGAGCAGACACCAGCAAAACCUGAGACCACUCAGGAGCCUGAAGAUGUAGCAGAAACAGAGAUGAAUGAUGAAAAGGUUGAUGUCCUUAGUGGAAAAAAUGACGAUUCAAGUGAGAAUUUGACUUCAAGAAUGGACGACACCGAGACCAAGAAAGAUCUGGAUGACUCGGUUGCCCAUUCAGAUGUAGAAAAGGAUGAUGAAUUCCGUUAGCCUUAUUUUUGCAAGAUGUGUGAAGCGAACAGUGGAUUCUGCUCUAUUUAUACUAGAUGUCACAGAAACUAUUGUAUAUGCUUAAGGCAAGUGUCAGCGGAGAGCACAGUUGUACGCCUAGGAGCAGUAAGGUGGUGUUUGAUUUAGAAGAUUGAAGUUCAGAGGGAGAAACAAUGGAACAUGGCUGCAUUUUACAGAGAAAAGUAACUGCAUUGCAUCUGUCCUCAAGAAACAUAAGCAAACCAAAUCCUGCUUGACCUAUUAAUUCUACUAUACAUCUUGGUGAGGUGUCUCUGGCCGUCUGCAUUUCCUCCUGAUCUCAGAUCACCUUUCCCAUGCCACAGAACGUGCCAACUCUGAUUUCAUGGAUCACUGAUCCAUUAUGUGCUUUGUCAGGUGUUUCUUGGUCUUUUCAGAAGCUGGUCACUUUUAUCAUGCUUUUGAGAGCAUUUGACAUUUUUGAAAUUGAUUCGUUGGAGCAGCAUUCCACUUAUUGCUGUAGUGCUCGUUGGUUUGGAUGAUGAGAGCAUUUGACAUCUUGAAUUGAUUCGUUGGAGCAGCAUUCCACUUAUUGCUGUAGUGCUCCUUGGCUUGGAUGAUGCUUUCUGCAUUCUCCUCUUUGUAGUUACAUCUUUCUCUGAUUAAUACCCAGGGCUUUGCUUA